This is a messenger RNA of Gallus gallus (chicken), 3885 nucleotides long. It is a transcript of the gene ADGRB1, whose product is annotated as adhesion G protein-coupled receptor B1. The coding region runs from base 122 to 2146 and encodes 674 amino acids. Gene Ontology annotation, cellular component: membrane; postsynaptic density; dendrite. Gene Ontology annotation, molecular function: G protein-coupled receptor activity. The record is from RefSeq and is a predicted model, not a curated record. Gene Ontology annotation, biological process: negative regulation of angiogenesis; adenylate cyclase-activating G protein-coupled receptor signaling pathway; cell surface receptor signaling pathway. The transcript is spliced from 15 exons. NCBI's taxonomy places the organism in Eukaryota, Metazoa, Chordata, Aves, Galliformes, Phasianidae.
CUCCCUGCCCGGCGCCUGGUCCUGGCGCGGCUGCCGAACGGUCCCGCUCGACGCCUCCCGGACUAAAUGCCUCUGUGACAAGCUCUCCGCCUUCGCCAUCUUAGCCCAGCUCAGCCCCGACAUGAACAUGGAAAAGGUGCUGGUCCCUUCUGUCACGUUAAUUGUAGGCUGUGGAGUAUCUUCGCUGACACUUUUGCUGUUGAUUAUCAUUUAUGUCUCUGUUUGGAGGUAUAUCCGCUCAGAGCGCUCGGUCAUUCUUAUCAACUUCUGCCUGUCCAUCAUCUCCUCCAAUGCUCUCAUCCUGAUCGGACAGACCCAGACCCGGAAUAAGGUGAUAUGCACGCUGGUGGCGGCUUUCUUGCACUUCUUCUUCCUCUCCUCUUUCUGCUGGGUGCUGACCGAGGCCUGGCAGUCCUACAUGGCCGUGACGGGUCGGUUACGGAACCGCAUCAUCCGCAAGCGCUUCUUGUGUCUCGGAUGGGGGCUCCCCGCCUUGGUGGUUGCCAUUUCUGUGGGAUUUACUAAAGCCAAGGGGUACGGCACCGUGAACUACUGCUGGCUGUCAUUAGAGGGAGGUCUUCUCUACGCCUUCGUGGGACCAGCUGCUGCUGUUGUUUUGGUGAACAUGGUUAUUGGCAUUCUGGUUUUUAACAAACUUGUAUCCAAAGAUGGAAUAACAGAUAAGAAACUGAAGGAACGGGCAGGUCAGAUGGCAGUGCCCCUUUACGGCAUGACGCUCAAAUGUUCCAAGUGUGGAGUAGUUUCUUCUGCUGAAGUUUCGGCCACAGCCACCAGUAACGCCAUGGCAUCCCUUUGGAGCUCCUGUGUGGUCCUGCCCCUCCUGGCUCUCACCUGGAUGUCUGCAGUUCUGGCAAUCACAGAUCGACGGUCAGCACUUUUCCAGAUCCUUUUUGCUGUCUUUGACUCAUUGGAAGGCUUUGUCAUUGUGAUGGUCCACUGCAUCCUUAGGAGGGAGGUUCAGGAUGCUGUGAAGUGCCGAGUAGUAGAUCGCCAGGAAGAGGGCAAUGGAGACUCUGGGGGGUCAUUCCAGAACGGACACGCUCAACUAAUGACCGAUUUUGAGAAGGAUGUGGAUAUGGCUUGUAGAUCAGGUGAGCACAUCACAGUGCUGAAUAAAGACAUCACAGCCUGCAGGACCUCAACCAUCACAGGUACACUGAAGCGCCCAUCACUACAGGAUGAAGAGAAAUUGAAGCUCAAUCAUCAGAAGGGGUCAUCAAACUUCAACAGUCUUCCAGCCAAUGUGUCCAAGUUGCAUCUUCAGGGCUCCCCACAUUACCUGGGGGCCAUCAACCUGAAUGAGUUCAGCAAUCACAGUCUCACUCUGAAGAAGGACAAGAAUCAACCACCCAAGUCUAUCUACAUCUGUGACGGGGACAUCUUCAAGAAGUUGGACUCAGAACUCUCCCGGGCACAAGAACAAACACUGGACACCAGCUAUGUCAUUCUGCCUACCAAUACAUCUACCUUGCGGGCCAAACCACCCAAGGAUGAGAGCAAAUACAGCAUCAAUAUAGACCAGAUGCCCCAGACACGGCUGAUCCACCUCAGUAUGGCUACCGACCCAGGAUUUGUCGUCAAAAGUCCUCCACGGGAACCUGUGACCAUGACUUGCAGUGAGGUGCAAGGUUCUCCCAUGAUACAACAGCAGCAGCAGCUGCCUCCACAGAAUAUCCCCAGCGAGUCACAGAUUCCCAACAGCCUGUGUGACACAGGUGACUCAGGGAACUCAGGUGUGGUGUCCAAGAGUGAGACCGUCUCCACUCUCUCCAUGAGCUCCUUGGAGAGACGGAAAUCACGGUAUGCAGAACUAGAUUUUGAGAAAAUCAUGCACACAAGAAAACGUCACCAAGACAUGUUCCAAGAUCUGAAUAGAAAACUUCAGCAUGCAGAGAAGGAGAAGGAGUCUCCAACGACGGACAGCAAGCAAGAAAAACAGCAGACACCAAACAAGAGACCCUGGGAAGGAAUCAGGAAAGUCCAGUCCCCGCCGUCAUGGGUUAAAAAGGACAUCGAACCUGUGGCACAAUCUCCCCUAGAACUAAAAACUGUAGAGUGGGAGAAAACAGGGGCCACCAUCCCUCUGGUGGGACAAGACAUUAUUGACCUUCAGACGGAGGUCUGAGCGGAAAGAGAAGAAAGGGACUUUUUUUUUCCAGAAAACAAAUGAAACAAACAAACAAAACCACGUUUUAAAGAAAUGAUUAAAUUAAAUCGGAACCGAGUGAGAGAAGUGUUUGGUUUCUUUUGAAACCUUUGGUAAGACGGAGUAACUUUUGUAUUGUUCUCAGCAGAGUGGGGAAAUAUUGCUUUAUAGAGUAUAGUAGAUGUAGGUUCAGGACAACACGCUUUGCCAGGUAGGACUGGAGAAGAAGUGAGCCUGGAAGAGAGUGAGGAGGAGGCAGAGGGUGGGGAGGAGCUGUUGGGGAAGAGCCCUAUUGAGAUGCUUUGGGGAAGAGCCCUGUCGAGAUGCUUUGGGGCCACUGCCAUACGCCGGGACCCUUCCUGCUGUGCCACGGAGAGCUGCAGAAGGACACCCAGAAGCCACCACCAAGAGCCAAGAAGAUGGAGGUUGUCUGGGGAGCACAGGAGGUGACGUCGCCAGGAGCCUCACCAGGAUGCGUUGUGGCUGUAGGUCCUGGAAGAGACACAACCUAUGGCAUCCCUUGCCGGUCCUCAUUUCCCACCUCUCCCUCAUCGUCUCAUCUGAGAAGGAAGGAGCUGGGAUGUGUCAAGCAGUGCCUGAGGAGACGCUCCCACUUCUUCAUGCUACCCCAUGAUCUGGUGUCCUGGCGUCUCUGCAGCAUGUCCCUAAGGGGGCCGGGGGGAAGUAGUGGUGGAGAGUCACAUCACCUAUGGUUUAGGGGGAGAGGUAAGGUGGGGCUUUCUCCUCUCAGCCCUCCAUGGUGGAGCUCCUGUGCACCCUAAGGAAUGGGACAAGCACUGGAGAAAGGAACCACCUCCAAAAUCUGCUCGCCCCAUCUCCAGGGAAAGGGUUGAAGGUGUUAGAAAAACAGACCAACAAGAAGAAUGUAGAUCAUUUCAUUGACUGUUACAUAGAUAAACUCAGCACGGGCCUUGCAAAGGUCUGCUUGGCCUCAUCCUUUUUUUUUUUUUUUUUUUUUUUUUUUUUCUGUUACUUUUCCUUGCUUUUGGACUCAGAUUUGUUCCAAGCUGCCCCUCCCUGGAAGGCAGAGAGAGAAAGAGGGAAAGACAGAUCCACCAAUGUACCUGGAGAUAUUUGGUAUACAGAGAUGUUGCCUUAGGACAUUGAGACAAACUGACAACACGAAUAACGUCCACUUGGAAACAAACAAACAAACAAAAAAUCUAUUUUUUUCCUUCUUCUUUUCUUUUCUUCAAUAAAAAGAGAACUUGAAACCCGAGACCUUUCUUUUCUUUGGCUCUUGUCGUUUCGAAUGCCUUUCUGUGCCGUACGAAUACACAGGCAUGGGGUGAGGAUGCCACCUACUGAAGGUGGAAGGCAAGUUGCUCUGUGGAAAGUUUGGGAUGGUGGGAACGCACAGCCCCAUCGCUGCUCACUUGCAAUACCUCACUUUGCUUCAUUCAUUUUCAGCUGUGGUUAUAUUCCCCUCAUUGGCUCUUCUCCCUCCCCAAUGCCCAGAGCCAACGGGCAGGUUUAUAUUCCUACAAGAACAGAAAGGUGGAGCUGGUCAGUAGAGUGGGACAUUUUUCCUCAUAAAAUGCUGUCUUUUUAUUUCAACAUUUAAAAAAAUAGCAAUUUUUUUCAUUAGAUGUUUCUCAAUGUUAUUUACAAAAAAGAAAAAAAAAGUUCUCUACAUUUCACCCCCAAAAGUGUUGUGCAAUAUUUUUAUCCUUAAAAAAUAAACCAUCGACAUCUCA